AUGAUUAUCACCGGUGAUGAUGCGAAUGGGAUAGCGGAGUUGAAAACGCACUUGACUCGUGAAUUUGAGAUGAAAGAUUUGGUUUCCCUACGGUACUUUUUAGGGAUAGAAGUAGCUUACUCUCCUCGUGGCUAUAUUCUUUCUCAAUCUAAGUACAUUGCUGAUAUUCUCGAUCCGGCUCGUCUCUCUGAUGCUCGCACUUUUGAUACCCCUCUUGAGCUUAAUGCUAGGUAUUCUUUAUCUGAUGGUGUUGCCUUGUCAGAUCCCUCUCUAUAUCGCACUCUGGUUGGUAGCUUAGUGUACCUUACUAUCACCAGGCCAGACAUCGCUUAUGCAGUUCACAUUGUCAGUCAGUUUGUUGCAUCUCCCACUACCGUUCAUUGGGCAGCUGUGCUUCGUAUUCUUCGAUAUCUUCGGGGAACUCAAUUUCAGAGUCUGUUUUUUCCAUCUACGUCAACUUUAGAGUUACGUGCCUACUCAGAUGCAGAUUGGGGUGUUGAUUUUACUGACCGCAAAUCUACCACUGGAGCGCCUUCAGUUCAUACUCGUCCUGCUCCUCUGCAUGCUAUUGUUGAGAGGUUAUUAGCCUAUGCGCAUGGUUCGAGCUAUUGGAACAAACUUGCACCAACCCUUGUUCAUGAGAAUGGUUCUGCUUCAGAAUCUCAAAAGAAAUCUGAAAGGAAACAUGCCAAGACUAAGAAUGAGCUUGAUAAGGCUUUGGAGGAUCUUUCGCAGAUCAAGUGGAAACUUUCCAUAAUUGAAGAAGAGUUCACUGAGGUGAAGAAAAAGCUUGCUGAUAAAGAGGAUUCAACACUUGAGCGUGAACAAAUCAUUGAAGACUUAAAAAAUAGCAAUGAGUAUGUUGAAAACUACAACGAAGGUCUAUAUGAUCGCCUUUAUUGGAUUUGGAUUGAACAUAAAGACAUGGAUUUUGGAUUCCUUGGGUCUCCUUUUGCUGAAGUGGUUGAUCAAUGA
Humulus lupulus (European hop) is the source of this 975-nucleotide messenger RNA. RefSeq lists its product as uncharacterized. Bases 1 to 975 code for a protein of 324 amino acids. Lineage: Eukaryota; Viridiplantae; Streptophyta; Magnoliopsida; Rosales; Cannabaceae. The transcript is spliced from 3 exons. The record is from RefSeq and is a predicted model, not a curated record.